AGCUUUUUUUUUGCUCAGUUUGAGGCUUUUGAAUCUAUCGUUCUCUCUCUCUCUAAAGAAUCCAUCUUUAUACAGAUUUUGCUUCUUUUCUAACUAGCCCACCUCAUGGAUUCCUCGUGAUUCCACUUUAACCUCUCUAAAAGUUUCAAACUUUUUUCUUCGUCUUUUGUGCAAAAGGCAACUUUACGAUGGCCCUCGACGGAAACGGCGGUGCUGUAUGGUUAAACAGCAGCGGAGAGGAGGAAGCUUCGUGGGGUGGGAAUCAAGAACACGUUGGAGCUUCUUCUCUUUCUCAUUUCAAGGCGCCUAUGCUUGAAAGUGAUUGGUUCAGUAACCAACAACAACAACAUCCACAAGAUCUCCACGUGUUACAGAACCAGCAAGAAGACUUCAGAUUCCUCGGCGAUUUUCUUAUCAAUCCCAACGACAAUCUUCUUCUUGAUUCCUCUUCCUCUCAACUUUUUACCCUCGACACAUCUCAGCCUUCCUUCUUACCUUCUAACAACAAGUCUUGUCUCCUCAGCGCUCCUUCCGACACAAACCCUGUCGACAAUGCCUUCGAGUUGGGUUCUGAUUCUGGUUUCCUCGGCCAGGCGUUUGGUUCGUUGACACAAGGCUUCACUCCUUUGGAGUUACAAGGCUUCACCAGUCCUGCGAAAGUUCUGAAGCCUUUAGAGGUGUUAGCAUCAUCCUCUGGUGGACAGCCUACUCUGUUCCAGAAACGUGCAGCCAUGCGUCAGAGCUCUGAAACCAAGUUUGGGAACUCAGAGACGAAGCUGAGCGAUGACGGAGAGAUUGAGAGUGUUCAGAGCAGAGGAGGUAAAGGUAAGAAGAAAGGACUGCCUGCUAAGAAUCUGAUGGCUGAGAGGAGAAGAAGGAAGAAGCUUAACGAUAGGCUCUACAUGCUUAGAUCAAUCGUCCCCAAGAUCAGCAAAAUGGAUCGAGCAUCAAUACUUGGAGAUGCAAUCGAUUACCUCAAGGAACUUUUACAAAGGAUCAAUGAUCUUCACAACGAACUUGAGUCAACUCCAACUCCACCUGGAUCUUUGCCUCAAACUCCGCAGAGUCUUUCUUGCCAUGUCAAGGAAGAGCUGUGUCCUUCAUCGUUGCCAAGCUCUAAAGGCCAACAAGCAAGAGUUGAGGUUAGAGUAAGGGAAGGAAGAGCAGUGAACAUUCACAUGUUCUGUGGUCGUAGACCUGGUCUUUUGCUAGCUACCAUGAAGGCCUUGGAUAAUCUUGGAUUGGAUGUUCAGCAAGCUGUGAUCAGCUGUUUCAACGGGUUUGCCUUGGAUGUGUUCCGCGCUGAGAAAUGCCAAGAAGGACAUGAGAUAUUGCCUGAUCAAAUCAAAGCAGUGCUUUUAGAUACAGCAUCUGAUGAAGUAGAGUGCUAGAAGAAACUAAGCCUUUAAAUAUGCAAUUUUCUUUACUUUCUUUCAUCAAGUAUGCAAUUGUACAUGAGACAUGUUUAAAUUAACCUUUUUGAACUGGGGGGGGGGGGUUGUUCGAUAUAUUAUAUUUCAGCCUUUAUUAGCAAUGUUAACCUCAUUAUGUUUCAUCUCCUCAGUCCAACGUCCAUGUGGUUUUAGUCAAGCCAGCUAAGGAAGAGGCAGAAUAAAGAACAUGCCCCACCAUGUUGUUUUAAUCAGAUUUUUCUCAUUAGAAGUCUACCAAGAUUCAUCCGCAUAUGAUAACCAAACUAAAAAUAAAUAAAUAAAAUUGAAAUUAAUCUCCAACAUCAAUGUUUCUCAAUCCAUAAUUCACCUCUUACAUCCUUAAUCGCUGACGUAAAUACUCUUCAUAACCGAAGAUACCAAGAUCCCGAGCAAACCAAAGCAGUGCUUAUAGAUGAAAGCUUUGACCUAUUCUACCAUUUGAUUCUCAUUAUCUUUAAUUAUUAUCGUGUGUUUUAAGUUAUUACCGUUUGAUUAACAUUGGGGACUUGGGGUCUGAUUCACAAACUCAUUCUUGAUUAAGUUACAUUAAUGAGUGGUUACAGAGAUACAACAAACACAUAUUCACAUCAGAUUAAAAACUUUUCUAGUAAACAUCUUUUUGAUAGUCAGGUUCGCAGAACUCUCCUCCAAGAUCAUCACAAGCCUCUGCGGGGAAAACUCUGUUUCCAAGUCCAAAACACACAAUCAGAAGCUGAGAAUCUAAGGUAAGUAAAGGAAAGGUGUUAAAAGACGUGAUCAUUACGUUUUGGGGUUGUUAUACUCUAGGUAUUCUCGGUCUACGGGCUCUGAAGCCACGGGAGGUGAGACGGGCUUUGUUUCAAGCUUGACUUCAGGGUAAAUGUCAGCAGAACAGGCGUAACCGCUGAUUACUUCACACGCUUCAGCUGGGAAAA
Molecule: messenger RNA, 2347 nt
Organism: Brassica napus (rape)
Lineage: Eukaryota; Viridiplantae; Streptophyta; Magnoliopsida; Brassicales; Brassicaceae
Product: transcription factor ICE1-like
Exons: 4
Coding region: 189-1391 (400 amino acids)
Biological process (GO): regulation of DNA-templated transcription
Cellular component (GO): nucleus
Molecular function (GO): protein dimerization activity; sequence-specific DNA binding; DNA-binding transcription factor activity
Source: RefSeq, a predicted model, not a curated record